AUGAAUUUACAAUUUAAUAUUUCAAAUGAUAAUAAUAAUCGUCGUACUCAUAUGUCUGCAAAUCGACAACGAAAAAAUUCCCAUCCUUAUCGAAAAUUUCAAACUGGCUCAACUACUACUUUUUCCGGUUAUACCAAUAUAUCCAACUAUAAUCAUAAUACAAUUGCUACUGCUAGUAAUAAUAAUAAUAACAAUAAUUAUCAUCAACAAAAACAAUAUUAUAACAAUAAUAAUAUUACUCAUUUAAAAGCUUCAGAUAGUAAGAAAAUACCUUGCCUUAUGUCUGUUGAUCUUUUUCAACAACCACCAAGAAAAAAUCGUCGCAAAAUACAACAUGCUGAACAAUAUAAACAACAAACAUUAUUAGAUCAACACGAAAUAACGAAUACAAACCAAUAUAGAACAUCAACGUCAACAUUAAAAAAGUUAAACGGUUUAAUUUUAUCGGAUUCAAUGUGUAACAAAAUGUUAACAUUUUUAGAAAAACAAAACAUUGAUCGAAGUAGUAUAUUCCAAGCUGAUUUUGUUCUUUUCUCUCUAUGUACAAAUGAUGUUGCUAAUUUAGGUCCUGAACUUGCUAUAAAAAAUUGUCGUAUUUUGAUAGAACGUGUACGACAAUUAUUUCCUCAUUUGAAAUCAAUUGGAUGGCUAGCACUUUCACCACGAUCAAAACCAUCUAAAUUAUUCAAUUCUAUAACUAUUAACGAGAAUUAUCAGGAAUUUAAUCAAUAUCUUAAUAAAUUAUCAAAGGAAAUGAAUUUCAAAGUAAUCGAUGCUAAUCUUCAACAUCAACACAUGCAUCACGACGGCUUACAUCCGUCAAUACAGUCUGGGCGUGUUCUGAUCGAAAAAGCACUUUAUAAUUGGUUUGUAAAAGAGACGAAACAUUUUUCUAUUACAUCGUAUCAUCAACCUACUAUUAUUGCUAACCAUCAUCAUCAUAAUUAUACUACAAUUGCUCAUAAUAAUAAUAAUAAAAAUACUAAUAAUUCUCAUCAUCAUAACUCUACUACUACUACUACUAAUAAUAAUAAUAACAAUCGUGCUUUAAUAAUAAUAGGAAUUCUUACAAUAAGAACAAUACAUUAA
Rotaria sp. Silwood2 is the source of this 1089-nucleotide messenger RNA. The record is from the annotation of a GenBank genome assembly. NCBI's taxonomy places the organism in Eukaryota, Metazoa, Rotifera, Eurotatoria, Philodinida, Philodinidae.